GCGGAGGGGGAGGAGGCGCCGGGCCGCCGCGGCCGCGGGGGGAGCAGCGCGAGCGGGGCGGCAGGGCCGCCGCCACCGGGAGAAAAUGAACCUAAAGUCUGAACGCAGAGGAAUUCAUGUGGAUCAGUCGGAGCUGCUGUGCAAGAAGGGCUGUGGUUACUAUGGCAAUCCUGCCUGGCAGGGAUUUUGCUCCAAGUGCUGGAGAGAGGAAUACCAUAAGGCCAGGCAGAAGCAGAUCCAAGAGGACUGGGAGCUGGCAGAGCGGCUUCAGCGUGAGGAGGAAGAAGCAUAUGCCAGCAGUCAGAGUACCCAAGGGGCCCAGUCGCUGACCUUUUCCAAAUUUGAAGAAAAGAAAACCAAUGAGAAAACAAGGAAGGUGACUACUGUGAAGAAGUUCUUCACUGCUUCUUCCAGAACAGGAGCUAAGAAGGUGGCUCAAGAGAAAAUCGUUAAGCAAGGACAGCUUGGGAGGGAGCGAAAUGCUGAUAACAUUCUCAGGGACUUGAAGGAAAUUUUUACUCCCUCCUGGGAACUGGCUUCCCCUACUGAAGUGUUGGCUGGCAAGUUGAAAGAGAUCCAGGAAGCCAAGGCUCCCAGCCCUUCUAUAAACAGGCAGGCUAGCAUUGAGACAGAUCGAGUAUCAAAGGAAUUCAUAGAAUUUCUCAAGACAUAUCAUAAACCUGGACAAGAUAUCUAUAAACAAUGUAAAUUAUUUUUGGAUGCAAUGAAUCAUAAAAGGGAUUUAAGUAUUGAGGAACAAUCUGAAUGUGCCCAAGACUUCUAUCAAAAUGUAGCGGAGAAAUUACAGACACGUUGGAAAGUGUCUCCGGAAAAAGUUGAGAAAGCGAUGGAUCAGAUUGAAAAAUACAUUAUGACUCGACAGUAUAAAUAUGUCUUUUGUCCUGAAACAACUGAUGAUGAGAAGAAGGAUCUUGCUGUCCAAAAGAGAAUCAGGGCUUUGCAUUGGGUAACUCCGCAAAUGCUGUGUGUUCCCGUCAAUGAAGAAAUUCCAGAAGUCUCUGAUAUGGUUGUAAAAGCAAUUACAGAUAUUAUUGAAAUGGAUUCAAAGCGUGUCCCUCGUGAUAAAUUAGCAUGCAUCACCAAGUGCAGCAAGCACAUAUUUAAUGCUAUUAAAAUCACAAAAAAUGAACCAGCUUCUGCUGAUGAUUUCCUUCCAACGCUUAUAUACAUUGUUUUGAAAGGAAACCCACCCCGCCUGCAGUCCAACAUCCAGUAUAUAACACGCUUCUGUAAUCCAAGCAGGUUAAUGACAGGAGAAGAUGGCUACUAUUUUACCAAUCUGUGCUGUGCUGUGGCCUUCAUUGAAAAGCUGGAUGCUCAGUCUUUAAAUCUGAGCCAAGAGGAUUUUGAUCGUUAUAUGUCUGGUCAGACAUCCCCGAAGAAGCAAGAAUCUGACAGUUGGUCGCCUGAUAUGUGCCUGGGUGUUAAGCAGAUGUAUAAAAACUUAGAUCUCCUGUCUCAGUUGAAUGAGAGACAGGAAAGAAUUGUCAGUGAAGCCAAGAAGCUUGAGAAAGACCUGAUAGAUUGGACUGAUGGAAUUACAAAGGAAGUCCAAGACAUUGUUGAGAAAUAUCCGUUAGAAAUAAAACCAAAAAAUCAAGCCUUAGCAGCUAUUGACUCUGAAAAUGUGGAGAAUGACAAGCUGCCCCCACCACUGCAGCCUCAAGUUUAUGCAGGAUAAUUACCAGUGUUAACUUUUAAAGGCAUCCUUAUCUUCACCUAGUACUAUCUGCUACUUGGAAAGGGAAGUAAAUUAAAGGAUAAAAAUCAAAUGAGUUUAAAUCAGUACAUUUUUAAAGGUACAUUUUUUGUUAAGUGUAAUAAAUUGUAUUUAUUUUAGUCAAAGUAGAUUUCUAUUAGACUUUUGUGGGUUUUUGAACUGUACUUAAAUUUUCUACACAAACCAGUGUAAUUUUUAAGCAACACUAGUCCGUUGACAUCUUUUUCCUGAAAGCUUUCUUCUAAGCAUGCACUUACAUGUUUUUAAUAAUUACUUUAACUUAAGAAAAUUUUGAGUUCUGCCAGAAACUUGAAAGGUACUGAUGUCAGUCUGAAUUUAUUCUGUAACUGUAAAGAUUAAAUAUAUAUUGUAAAAUAUGUAAAAUUGUAAAUAGGUUUAAAAUCUAAUGUCUCAACUGUGCAUGGCCUCUUGUGUAUUAGUGAAAAUUAUAUAGGAAAGUGUUAAUUAUAGCACCUCUCAGUUGAAUCCUUUUGCAGUAUAAAGGCAAGGAAACAGUUACUGUUUCAAUAAGCGAUGUGGUUUAACUGAUGAAUUGCAGUCAGAGGGUAUUCCUGUAAUGAUUUAAAAACUUCAUAUUUGUUAUCUUAAAUUUGCUCUUUAUAAACAGAAAGCACUACCCAAAAUAAGAUGUUUCUUCAUGUAAACAUUCUCUCUGCUUUGUCAGUCUACCUAAUAACCUUUCAGUGGUGCACGGAAGUGCUGAUCUUGCUUCUUUUGAAGAGAAUGUUAAGCCACGCUUCAGAAAUGAGAAGAAAUAUUUUAAAUAAAACUGCAUAAUGUGGAACAAAAAGGGAGGGGGGAAUAGUGCAAGAGUUGUGUAAAAAAGUGUCUGUCUCUUUUUUUUUUUUUUUUUUUUUUUUUCCUCCCUCCAUUAGUGGGCAAGGCCCUUGUUGCUUUUUUGGACAAUCCUGGUAGAUAAGUAAGUUUGUAUAAUUAGAAGCUACUUUUUAGUAGGAGCAUGAGCCAUUGCUCCAAGCAGAAAAAUGCAUUUUAUUUUCCUGAAAAUGUCACUCUUCUGACCUUUAGUGACCUCCUUUAGCAAAGGAAGUUACCUUGCCAAGUAUCGAGCAUCGAGGUAAAUACGGCUUUAUGGCACUAAAACUUCAGAUCACUGUGUAGAGUAUUUCAAGUUGAGAGUAAGAGCUCACUCUGCAAAAAGUAGCCUCUUGCAAUAGAACAUUUUUUUUUAUGCCAGUGAAGCAUUUUAUAUAUUAUUUUAACUCUCUUCCAGUUGAUCUAAUGUGCCAUGUCUUGUUUGUGUACCUGUGAUAUCUAACAUCUUCUAAAACAACUUAGCUUAAACAACUCUUAAGCAAUGUUAAGUUCUUACCAUCAAGGAGGAAAGUACCUACCUCUCUAUUAUGUUCCACUGCUUUAAAAACACUGAUACUUAAAUUUGCACUGCAAUAAUUUCAGACCAAAACUGUGAUUUGUCCCUUUUUGUCAAAGAUACUUAGCCUCAUGACCUAUGCAUUUUUAGUUUUUAGGAGAUACCUGGUUACAAAAUUCUCUUGAUGUAGUGAAGCAAUGAGUUAAUCAAUUAAUAGUAGGAAAUUAAAUUUAGUAUAUUCACAUGCUGCUGCUCCCAAACCGUUUAAGAUCUGACCCAUGCUUGUGGUAAAUAAUACUGCAAAGACUUUAUUUUCUUUACAAACUCUAGGUGCUAAUUCUGAUAUCCAGGUACACAGGUUUUCCUGAAAACAACAAAAAACCACAAACUUUUAGCUACUGUAUAAAUUGACAUGUUUAAAAUUGUGUAUGGUAUGCCCUCGUUAAUGAGUUCCUAAAAAUCUCGUUAAUGGGUUUUGUUAUGCUGUUAAUGAUUAAUAGGAACCUAAUUGUGACUAGUUCUGCAUUCCCUGUGUGUAAGGAGGAAGAAAUAUUAAUCAUUCAAGAGAAAGCCUAGGUAACAGAAUUUCUUUUUCUUUUCAGAAAAGAUCAUUGUAGUGAUUAAGUACUCAAGAAUGACCUGCUGAUGCAUUUGUUACUGAAGUAUCUCUAAUUCAUAUGCCAUCUUGUUGUCAAGCCCCUAAAGUGGGCAUAUUUGCAAACAAAUCCUGAGAAUUCCUGUAAGGCAGGUAAGAUGGAUUUCCAUACCCACCUAAAAUUUAGCAAGCAGGAGAGGAGAGUGGCUUGCUCAUAGCCUUAUUGCAGGCUGAGUACAUACCAAAUCUGUGAGCACCUCUUACGGGAAUUGCAUCCUAGCAUCUGGAUGGCUAGGACUGCUUUAAAACCCUGUCAAUGUUUUAUUAGACAAAUGACUUGCCUGUAGGUAAAACAGUAAAUAGUUUCGUUUUGCUCAAAAAUAAGGAGUUCAGUUGCCAUAGUAAUAACCUCCAAGUAUCUUACCAGUGUUUAAAAUUCAGAAUGGGCAAGUCAUUGCGCACAGCGAGCUGGGAGGUGCUGCUCGCCGAGCUGGGAGGAUGCCGUGUCAGUUCUUGGCUAACCAUGAGCUUAAAAAAAAACCCUCUAGUACCGAUCCCAACUGGUAUUGCUUACUCGCUCUGAGUGCUUGGUACAGGGCAUCACUGCACUAUGGAGAUGCUCUGGUCCCACAGACGUGAUUGGGAUAGGUACGCAGGGAACAAGAUGCAGCGAGGGGAAAAAGUUCCAAGUUACUAGGAUUGAAACAGUUGUUUGGGCUGUGCUAGAGUGGGAAUAGGAGCUGUGAGCAAGUUGUUAGUAAACUAGAGAGUGUAACAUAGGCUGUUGUGCUUUGGCAAGAGUCACAGCAUCAGAAAUUCUUCGGUUUUCUCAACAGUCUGCUAAUAAUUCAAUAUUACUGAAAAUGAAACUGUGGAGCUCAUUAAUAGUAAUCAGAAUUGUAAAUUACUUCUUUGCAUGUUAACUAUUUAUUUUGCUGUAGUGAAAAGCCUAUUUUACAGUAAGUACUGAUGAAUUAAACUGUACAACAUCUUUGGUUUCACUCAA
Messenger RNA from Rhea pennata, 4693 nucleotides. It is a transcript of the gene RABGEF1, whose product is annotated as RAB guanine nucleotide exchange factor 1. Gene Ontology annotation, cellular component: cytosol; endocytic vesicle. The transcript has 11 exons. NCBI's taxonomy places the organism in Eukaryota, Metazoa, Chordata, Aves, Rheiformes, Rheidae. Gene Ontology annotation, molecular function: DNA binding; zinc ion binding; guanyl-nucleotide exchange factor activity. The record is from RefSeq and is a predicted model, not a curated record. The coding region runs from base 86 to 1702 and encodes 538 amino acids. Gene Ontology annotation, biological process: vesicle-mediated transport.